AUGGAUUUCAUGAUUUCACAUUUUUGCGACGAAGAAAAUCAUCCCGCUGUUUAUAAAAAUACAAGGUUGGUUGUUUUGUAAAUGCAUUUUCUUUCUUUAAAAAAAAAUUUAAGGAAAAGGUCAAUACAAGACGGAGCGUUCGCUCCCAUGGUUUCGGGAAAUGCUGAGAUCGGCUCUGACUCGGAAAAUCGUCUGCCGCCAGAAAUGGAACUUGGAAAUAUUGAGUACAAAGUUUGUUUAAUUUUUUUGUGACUAAAGUGUUGUCGAACAAAUCCUUGCUGCGCAGUAUUCGAAAAAAGAGCCUAUAAUUUAGUGGGGAAUACAAUUUUACGGCAAUUACCAAUUUUUUUUUUGAAGAGAAAGGUAUUUUGCAAAUUCUUUGAGUUAUACUUAUAAUUUCAAUGGAUAUCAACGUAUAUAUUUAAAUUCAAGGGUUCGCUGACAUCUUUGCAAUCUAUGGUACUAUCGUAAACUAAAAGUUGAUGAAGAUUGAACUGAAAUAUGGCGUUGUUACAGGCAAAGCUCGUAAACCCAUCUUUGCCACGACUAGAGCACCUCAUCACCCAGAUGAAAUGGCGGCUGAGGGAAGGACAGGGCGAAGCAAUCUACGAAGUUUCUUUCUAUUUUCGUACACCAGGAAUUGGAACGUUUUCAGGUUGGAGUGGAAGAUGGUGGCCAAAUGAGCGGGCUUUCGGAUUUGGAACUCAAAGAAUCCAUUUUCACAUUGAAAAACAAUGGCCGAUUCCUUGAAUGCCAGCAUGGUCAUUGUCCGUUCUUGACCUUUGAUUAAUAUUCUCAAUGUUUUCCAUUUAAGUUGACCGAGAAGGACGUGACUCCAAAAGGCAGCACUGCACGUCGUACUGUCGUCGAAGUUCUCGUACGGAAAGUUCCGGAGAGCCAGCAAUUCAUCGAACUCAGGUAACCUUCAUCACCUUUGUCGACUGUGAAAAGCCCUAAAUCGCGGCCUAAAAUGACAUGAGUUUGAAAAUUUAGAGAAAUCCAUCGGAUCUCUAUUUUCGUCUUCAAAAACACACAUAAUCUGUUUUCAACCGUUUAUCAAUAUUCCCAUCAAAGACUUUAAAAUAGAUUACCUUUCAAUUUUUUUCAUUUUUUUUUUUGUUCUAAUUCACACAGUUUAAGAAAGGGAAAAAAUUGUUUAUGUCACAAAAAUAAGUUUUUCGUAAAUGGAAUAAGCACCUAUUUUGUUUCGGUUUUGAUAUUUUUCGCUGCAGAUUAGCAGUUCUCGGGGGCUUGGAUGUCGGGAAAUCGACGCUUUGCGGAGUUUUGACACAAGGUUCUCUAGAUGAUGGAAACGGAAAAACCCGACUCAACCUGUUCAGGUAACCAUUCCAUUUAAUUUGUCAGAGUUUUUCAUUCAUCCAAAAUUUUAUUGUAAUAUUAUCCAAUUUGAGAGACUUGUGCUGCAGAAGAUGUAGUUUUCGUAAAGAAAAAACUCAAGUUUUGGUUGAAAAGUUUGAAACUUAUGAAUGGCUACCCUUUCUGAAAAAAAGCCAUAAUCAUGGAAUCAAAAAAUUUAGCUUAUGUUUUUUUUUACAAAUAUGAUGAUUUAAAUAAAGCUCUGGAAGAAUGAUGAAAUUUCAGGUAUCCUCAUGAGGUACGAACAGGAAAAACGAGCUCAAUCUGCUUGGACGUCAUUGGCUUUGACAAUAAGGGGAAGGUAUUUUUGGAAUAUUUUGAUUGAUCAAAACUUCAUCGAUAAAUCAUUUUUUUGUUUCACGAAAACGUUGAUGGGAAAACGUUUUUGUUGAUUUCGAAUCAGAAAAGGGAAUUUGCAGUUGAUAAACUAUGCGAAGAACACACUGGAAGAGCUGGUGGAGAAGUCGAGCAAGCUGGUGACGCUCAUCGACUUGGCCGGAGACUCCAAGUACCUGAAAACGACGAUCCACGGCCUCUCCGGCUACAGUCCCCACUUCUCUUGUCUGUUCGUCUCUUUUCUUUUCGAAAUCCCUUUUUCAUUUCUAUACUGGAAACAAAGCUUCUUUCAGGUUGGUUUCCGCUGAAACCGGUCCGACAGCCACGACACGCGAACACUUGGGCCUCAUCGCGGCUUUGAACAUCCCUCUUUUUGUCGUUGUCACCAAAAUAGAUCUUGUCGACAAGGAAACCCUUAGCGGGUAAUUUUCAUGUUUUGUUCAGGGUAGAAAGUUUUUUUUUUCCUUUUCAGAGUUCUGAGAAAUGUGCGUACUUUGCUCUCUCGGGCUGGCAUGACCUCGCAUGGGAAGAUGUUGAAAACCACAAGGGACGUUGUUAGGUUCGUUUAUUUCUUGUUUAAAUUUCUGUUUUCAUGGAGAAAAAAGUUGCUAUCAGUUUACAAGUACAUAUAUUUACACUGCCAUUCAGAUUAUCAUGACAUUUAUACAUGUAGUAGUGGAAUUAGACAGGAAUUUGUUUUUAAGCAAUAAAUUAUCGUGACUUUUAUCGGAAAAGUACAAAAUGUUUUCAUGAAGAUUUUAAGGCGAAAAGCCGUUUUUAUUCGACCAACUUGUAAUUUUGAGGACCUCAAAAUGAUAAAUGUUUGUUAAAAAAGGAAUAAAUUGAUGCGAUUGAUUGUUUUCACACACUCAAUUGUUUUGAAUUUUCGCGAAAGAAAAAAGACUUCGAAAUAAAAAUUUCAUAAUUUUCUAGUCUACUUGCAAGAAUGACCAGUCGUGAUGGUCUGAAGAAAAGAGAUUUCUUGAUUUGGACGGCUCUUAAAAAAAAAAUCUAAUCCAAAACUUUUUCUGGAAAAAAAUGAUUUAGGCGCAGACUUGUUCUGCGCCAUUUGGGUUUAGGAUGAGUUGGAUUUAAAAGUUGCAGAGCGGCUCAAAAACUGCAAACGAGCUCGAUUGUGCCGAUUCUGAGCGUUUCUUCGGUGACUGGGGAAGGGUUCCGUCUUCUGAGAACGCUGCUCAACCUUCUGUCGACCGCCGGCACCAGCGAAUCUCGACUCCAACUCGCCUCGGAGCCCGCACAUUUCUCCAUCGAAGAACUCUACAACGUCCCUCAUGUCCGUUUCAAGUCACUCAGUCCUCAGAAUCACCACAUUUUCCAGGUAGGAACUGUGGUCGGCGGAAUGUUGGCCGAGGGACAGCUCCCGGAAGGGGCCGAUGUCUUGGUCGGCCCCAUGAAAGACGGAUCCUUCGCCAAAGUUCAUCCCGUUUCAAAUGAAAGGAAAGUUAAGACUGUGUUCAGACGAAAAUCGGCUCGAUCUACCGUUGCAAGCAGCCCAUCCGAUGCGUGUUUCCUGGCGAAGUCGCUUCCAUCGCGUUGACUCUUCCCCCGAACGUCGUCUUGAGAAGGGUUCGUCGCUAGAUUUCGUUUUGUAAAGGCUGAAAAAUUGUUUCAGCAUGAUAAAUUGGGAGAAAAUUCCAUUUUUGUUAAUCUAAGAACUUUUUGUUUUGAAACAAUCUAUUUUAUAUCUCAUUUGGUCAGCUUUUUUUUUAGAAAAACAGCAGAUGUGUUCAGGGAGUUAAUACCCUUGAUAUCUACUGCAGAAGAAGGAUAGUUUUUUUUUGAUGAAGUUGUUUCGAUUGCUAUUAUAUUCGGAGAUUGCAAUUUUUGGAAUAUUUUGAACAAUAGGCUUAAUUUGACUAAAGAAAAUGGUUUAAGAUCUGAAACUAUCAGUUUUGAACCCGAAUUUUUUUCAAAGGACUUCAUUUAUUUUUUCUAGGGAAUGGUACUGACAUCAAAUGCCGUCCCUCCGAUGGUUUGCCACCGAUUCGUGGCCAAUCUUUUCCUCCUGUACAGUUCGACUCGAGUUUCUGAGGGAUUCCAAGCCACAGGUUCGUUCGGACCUCGUUCUUUUUUCGAUGGCUUCAUUUUCAGUUUACAUCGGCUCAGUCUGCCAGACGGCGACCGUGUGCAUGAUCGACGGAACGGCUCUGCAACAAGGCAAAUGGUCUCGAGUGGAACUUCGCUUCGCCUACCAGCCAGAGGCGAUCCGAGCCGGCUGUCCCAUCAUCUUCAGACAGGGCAAAACCAAAGGAAUGGGCGAAGUGAUCGAACUCCUUCCCCAAGACGCCUGA
Caenorhabditis auriculariae is the source of this 4025-nucleotide messenger RNA. NCBI's taxonomy places the organism in Eukaryota, Metazoa, Nematoda, Chromadorea, Rhabditida, Rhabditidae. The record is from the annotation of a GenBank genome assembly.